This is a messenger RNA of Myotis lucifugus (little brown bat), 1719 nucleotides long. It is a transcript of the gene MYL7, whose product is annotated as myosin light chain 7. Gene Ontology annotation, molecular function: calcium ion binding. Gene Ontology annotation, cellular component: cytoplasm; myofibril. Lineage: Eukaryota; Metazoa; Chordata; Mammalia; Chiroptera; Vespertilionidae. Gene Ontology annotation, biological process: cardiac muscle tissue development; heart contraction. The transcript is spliced from 6 exons. Bases 949 to 1671 code for a protein of 240 amino acids. The record is from RefSeq and is a predicted model, not a curated record.
CUCCACUCCCCGUGCGGAUGCUCUCCGUCCAGGUCCAGAGGCCACGCAUCCGGUCCCCUUCAAUAGGAAUUACUGCCCAGCUGUCCGGAGGCUACAGUGCAGGGCAUGGUAUUGAUUCUUCAAGUGCUCUGUGUGAAUUCCGUUUUAGGGUGGGAAGACGGUGCCCUAAAAUACUUCCUUGUUCUACAAAAGCGGUGAGGCCCUGCUCCACAGCCGCCGCCUGCAGGCCUCGCCCCAUCCAGCAGGGGGCAGCAGGGCCACUCCUGCUCCAGGUCUGCUUGCCAUGCUGUCUUUGUCCUGGCCCCUCACUCAGCAGUUGAGCUGGCAUCAGGGGCUCAUGACCCACUUUCAUGGGGGGUGGGGGAGGGCGGCAAGUGACUGUUUGGGGUCCAGGCCCUGUUCCGAAAGCCUCACAGGCAGCUUCUGUUUGGGGUCACAGCCAGCUCAGGGCCGCCUGCUGCCUCUGGGUUGGCCGGAGGCCGGGCCAAGCUUCUGCACCAAGGCCUCUGGGAGUCCCUGGGGGUCCCGGCCAGAGACCACCACUGCCCUCCAGGCCCAGGCCCCCAGGCAGCCCUCCCCCUCCCCCCACUGUCCUCUUGGACUGGGCAGGUCUGGGCUGGACUGCAGGAGGGACAGUCAGAUGGAGGUGACAGGGGCCCAUCACUCAGCACCGUGAGUGGUGACAGCCAAGAGCCUGCUCUGCUCUCUGCUCUCAGGAGGUGAGCCCACGCCUCCCGGAUGGUGGACACCCGGGUGUUACAUGUCAGGGGCCUGAGGGUCACUGGAAUGCGGCUGGAAUCUGGGGCCCUGUCCUCCCCGAGCCCAGGCAGGGGCUGCCAAGUUUGGGUCUGUCCUCUCCUCCUCUCCUUAUUUGGUGCUGCAGGUGAUAAGGCUGAGACAUAAGGGAGGCUGCGGGCCCCUCGGCCACCAGGCUGCCACUGAGAGAGGAUGGUGAGGGCCAGGGUGGGGCAAGGGCAGUGGCCCCCUGGGGCUGUCCUUGGGGUGGGAGAGCAGGGCAGCGGCUUCUGUGCCUCCAGGGGUGGGGAGAGGACCCUGACCCCAGCUCUCCUGGGAAGGCUCUGGGGUGUGCAUGGGGCAUCUUGGGGGAGCCCUGGAGAGGACCCCUCCCCACCCACAAUGUUGCAGGCCAGCAGGAAGGCGGGGACCCGGGGCAAGGCCGCGGCCACCAAGCAGGCCCAACGGGGCUCUUCCAACGUCUUUUCUAUGUUCGAGCAGGCCCAGAUCCAGGAGUUCAAGGAGGCCUUCAGCUGCAUUGACCAGAACCGUGACGGCAUCAUCUGCAAGUCGGACCUUCGGGAGACCUAUUCCCAGCUGGGGAAGGUGAGUGUCCCGGAUGAGGAGCUGGAUGCCAUGCUGCAGGAGGGGAAGGGCCCCAUCAACUUCACCGUCUUCCUCACGCUCUUCGGAGAGAAGCUCAAUGGAACAGACCCCGAGGAAGCCAUCCUGAGCGCCUUCCGAAUGUUCGACCCCAGUGGCAAGGGCGUGGUGAACAAGGACGAGUUCAAGCAGCUGCUCCUGACCCAGGCAGACAAGUUCUCUCAGGCCGAGGUGGAGCAGAUGUUCGCCCUGACGCCCGUGGACCUGGCUGGGGACAUCGACUACAAGUCCCUGUGCUACAUCAUCACCCACGGGGACGAGAAAGAGGAGUGACGGAGGCUGCAGGGAGACUCGGGGCCACGCUCUGGCACCUCAAUAAAC